Messenger RNA from Pistacia vera, 867 nucleotides. RefSeq lists its product as uncharacterized. The transcript is spliced from 5 exons. The coding region runs from base 1 to 867 and encodes 288 amino acids. Gene Ontology annotation, biological process: regulation of growth; gravitropism. NCBI's taxonomy places the organism in Eukaryota, Viridiplantae, Streptophyta, Magnoliopsida, Sapindales, Anacardiaceae. The record is from RefSeq and is a predicted model, not a curated record.
AUGAAGCUCUUCAGUUGGAUGCAAAAUAAGCUCAAUGGCAAGCAAGAUAACAACAAAUCAAGUUCAGUUCCACCUCCUACUUAUCGCAUGAAACAGGAGCCUCGAGAAGAGUUCAGCGAUUGGCCUCAUGGAUUGCUAGCAAUUGGAACAUUUGGUAACAAUGAGCUAAAGGAAAAUAAAAACAACAACAAUCAAGAGAUUCAAAACAUUGAAGAAGAUGAGCCAUCUUCGUCAAUGGAUUUACAGGAUUUCACACCAGAAGAAAUUGGGAAAUUUGAGAAAGAGUUGACAAAACUCUUGAGGAGAAAACCAUCUUCUGAUAACAAUGAAAAGGAAAAGGAAAAAGAAAAAGAAAAAGAAAUUAAUAUUGCCAACCUUCCAUUGGAUAGAUUUCUUAAUUGUCCUUCGAGCUUGGAGGUGGAUAGGAGAAUCAGCAAUGCACUUUGCUGUGAACCGGAUGAUCAUGAAGAUAUCAAAGAUGAAGAUAUUGAUCGGACGAUCAGUGUCAUUCUCGGUAGAUGUAAAGACAUUCGAGCUGAUAAUAGCAAGAAAGCUCUCGGGAAAAAAUCCAUCUCUUUCCUCCUCAAGAAAAUGUUUGUUUGUAGAAGCGGAUUCGCUCCUCAACCCAGCUUGAGAGAUACCCUUCAAGAAUCAAGAAUGGAGAGGUUCUUGAGGGUAAUGCUACAUAAGAAGAUGAACUCUCAGAAUGCUCGAGCGCCGUCGAUGAAGAAAUACUUGGAGGAUAAGAAAGUAGUAGGUAAAAAGACCAGAAAUGAAGAUGAUGAGACAAAGGAGAGAAAUAAUAAUAGAGAUAAUGGAUGUAAAUGGGUGAAGACAGAUUCAGAAUAUAUUGUUCUAGAGAUAUAA